AAUGCAGAGUGGGGCGGGCAAGGGCUUGGAUUACAGCUCCAUGCUCAAAGUGGUUCAGUGGUUUAUGCGUAUUUAUAAGAAGAGAGUAAAAGCUUGGGGGGAAAACCAUGGAAGAAAGAGAGAAAAAAUGCUGCUUUUGGAAGUGAGAGGAAGAGGAUAAAGGAGUUUAGAAACAUGGACUCCGAAUCACUGGACAGGUGCAUACAGAGUACCUUAUCAGUGCUCUACCCUCCGUUUGAGGCCACAGCAGCCACAGUUCUGUGCCAGGUUUUUGACGUGGUGGAGAAGACGUACCGCGGGGAUGGAUUGCGCUACCUCAUAGAUUUCCUGAUUCCAGCAAAGCACAUCUUGCAGUGCAUUCAGCAGGAUGCCUGUGUUCAGUACUGUGGAUUGCUGUUCCACCAUGAAGGCUGGCCUCUCUGUGUCCAUGAGAAGAUUAUAGUCCAGCUGGCCUCUAUAGACUGGCGAGCCUUAAAGCCCGGUGACUUCUACCUGCAGGUGGUGCCCUACCUAAAGAAGUCGCCACGAAUAGUACUGAAAUGUUUGGCAAAUGACAAACAUAAUGUAGAGGAAGUUGUGGUCCCAGAGGUCUCCUACACCUCUGUUUUUUCUGUGGAAUGGUUGGAGUCCAUCAAUGGAGAGCGGAUGGGUACAGCUCUGGAAAAUUGUUUACUAGCCUCUGAUGAUAAAAUAUUCCGGGUUCCUUGGGAUAAAGUCGUCAAUCCUGAAUUUAUUGAUAAACCAAAAAUAAUUGAAAAUAAUAUCACAGCUCUCAAAAUGGCUGAAGAAUCUUCAAAUUUGUGCUUCCCAAUGGAGCAUCCCAAAUGCGACUCACCUGCUCCUGGGCCUCAAGCUUCACAGGAGCAAGAAGUGAUGCAGGACAAUUUGGUCAUUAGCAGGACGACUCAGGAAUCAGCUGACACCGUUGUCAAUGGUGUGUGUCCUGUGCCCCUGGAGGAUUCUGAAAGUGACCCUGAAGGAGAGUACGUAGAGCUGACGGAAGUUUCACUGCCGAGAUUUGGGCCACAAGUGGGCUCCUUAACCCAAUCGAUAGCCUUAAAUUCUAGAACUCAACCCAGACCCAGAGUGAAUGUCUCGAAAGACAAACACAGGCUUAUUGUCCUUCGGGACAGUAGCACAUGCUCAAAAAACUUGGUUUGUUCAGCACUUAUACAAAAGCAGCACAGUCAGACGGACACAUCAAGGACCCCUUAUUCAGGGGCUCAUGAAAAUGUAAUUCAUUUGGAAAACAACAAAAUGAUGCGACAUGGUGAAUUGUUACCAAAAAGUCAGCUGGAAUCAAAUGAUCCUGGCAGUGUAGGGAAUUCAGACUGUAAAUUUCACACAGCUGCAUCUCCAGCCAGCAGUGCGGAGAGUUCAUCCUCCGUGGGGCAAGGGGCACACAGUGAGCACACGAUAGACUGGAGAUAUGCAAUGUGCAGUUACAAUGAUGUUUGUGCUGGAGACAGUGCUGAAUGCAAGGAACAAUUAAUAGAGACUCCUGGAAAAACAGAAGCUGAAAGCGAUGUCCGUGGGGCAGAAACUGGCAAAGAAACCACAGAGCUGAGCCCAGAAGCCCUUCCAUUUAAUGCUGCUGCUAGGGAGGGAAUGCAAAAUCAAUUGAGAGCCCAUGAAGACAGUGACAGCGCCAGGGUGUAUUUUUCUCCUGUUUCGGUCAUAGGACAUUCCACACCACACUGCAGACUUGAGGAAGACUCUGGCAUUCAGAUUACAUCUGAAUCCUCACGUCUGACAGAACAAUGCUUCCGUUCAUCAGUGGAUGUGCCAGAUAGAAUUGUAGAACACAAUCAUUGCAGUAAUCCGCUAGUAGAACUUAGUCCUCUGUUAAGUCAGCCUGCAAAGUUGAAGCGAGGACAAGCAGACCAGUUAGGAGAGUUAGGCAGUGGAGUUAGUGUUGAGGAAGUCUGCAAAGAGACUGAUGAACAAACAUUCACUGGGAACGAGAAGCAGAAUAGCCAUCCAUACUCCUCUGCUGUUGACAGGGGGAUGGAUGGAUACUUGUCACAGGACAAAGGACAGGAGGUCAUGGGCUGUACACAACAGAAAGGAGAAGAAACUAAACUACUCCAAACCUCUGGGCUAAUAGAGAUCAGACAGACAGCAAAACAGUUAGACAACAAUGGCACAAUGGUAGAUGUACAUAUAGAGAGCUCCUACCAAAUUGGAACCAAAAGGGAUAGAGAGAAAUGUGAGGAGAAACAAAGCUGUGUGGAAAUCCAGUGUCACAAAAGUGUAGUGAACUCUGUGCUAUUGCAAACCCCAAGGGAAGGGGUUGGCCUGGAAUUUGUGGCGGGACAGGAUUUGCAAGGGGGUCCGGAGAACAAACAAGGUGCUCCUGAACAAGAGGGGUCAUGCAGAAGGACCAACCCAAAGGCUGGGAAUGAGUCAGCAGCCUUGGAAACUCUAGACAUGCUGAAACCCAAAGCAAAGGAACUGGCGGCCACACUGCCAUCUUCUCCACCUACUGAUGGGGAUAAUGCUAAGAGGCCAAUGCAGUUGGCUGAAUGGAACAGCAAUACAAAACCCACCCCUUCCAAGCAGGAAGCAGCUUCUCAGGAUUCACCUUCUAAAGGUACACGGCUGAAAGGGGGAGAAAAGAUAAAAGAAGUGUGUACAGAUUCGUGGGAGCCAGUGGGUCGAGUCUGUUCCCCAGAGGAAGGCUCAGCAGCUGUUACUCACCAGGAGCCCCCAUCUGAUGUGGCACCCAGAAGUUUUCAAACUGCACCUGUCACAGCAAAGGAAGUGAACCUCGACGUACUCACGAGUGGAGUUGCCUGUCUGCCAGGCACCAGAGACAAAUGUGGACGUGCAGUGGCCAUAAUCACCACAAGGAACACGAUUUGGCUAAACCCCCAUUGCAACACCAACGAGCUGGUGCGCGUCCUCCUGUACUUACACAGCAUCCCAAGAGCAGAGUGCCGAGCUUUGGGCCUAACCAUUCUGGUAGAUGCUCGUCGCUGUUCACCAGUUCCUGCCCUUUUUAAGGCUUUCAGCUUAGUACAGGACAUGGUUCCUCAUUGUAUUCACGGAGUUCUCCUGCUUGUUGAAAGAGAGCUCACGUUUCGGAUGGAGAAGCCAACAGCGGUGCAGAUUGAACUUCUCCCCUCCAUGAAGUCCCUCCACAAGCAUAUAGACAGCACGCAGCUGCCACUGGAAUGGGAUGGAGCCUUCCCUUACUGCCAUCGGGACUGGCUAAGCUUUCGCAUGAAACUGGAGCAUUUGCUACAAGGAUGUCAGGGCGCUUGUGCUUUCCUGCAGGGGGCCAUUCAGAGGAUGGAGUCUUGUAGAUUACCAGAAAGGGCUGAGGAGGCCAGUGUUUUGUUGAGGAAUUAUAGACAAUUAAUGAAGAACGUCCUUGAUGACACGCGGCUGGUUAAACUGCAGCUGGAGGGCGGAGCUCUUCUGGCUCGGCUGAGGAAGGAGGAGUCCUGUGUCACUGUCACCGAGGACUACAGAGAUGCUCUGGAUGCUGCUAGCACGCUUUAUAACCGAGUGGAUGAGGGCGUCCACCUACUGGUGAUGUUGUCAAACAAACGCAUCCAGGAGCUGGAGCUAGUGAUGGAAUUCGAGACUUCUGAAGAAUGUUUUAGGGAGGUCAGCACUUGGAUCGAGAAUGUUGGCAGGAAGCAGCUAAAGGAAAUGAUUGACCUGGACGAUUCUUUGGAGCUCCUGCUUCAAGCUCAAAAGCAGUUCAGGGAAUUUGAUCUUGUUGCCAGUAAAUAUUGUAGAAGGGGACAGGAAGUGUUAAAGAAGCUGGACAAGUGGGAAGAUUUUUCCUCUGCAGACUUGCAUGUUUAUGGACUCAAGCUGCAAACAUAUAGAAAUCAGCUGGAGGAGUUCUGCGCCCGACUGGAUGACACCAGGAGUCGGAUUGGAGAGACAGUCAGGCUGUACGAAUUCUUCGACAAGGCGUACGAGUGGGCGCUGGAGGGGAUGCGACACCUAGCCUGCAUCAGCAUGGAGGACUGCAACUCCCCAGAGCACUGUGCAGCCGCGAUCAAGUGUUUGGAAAGCUACAAGGGACAGCACCCGGAAAUCAGCGAUGCCAAAUUCCAGGAGAUGAAAGAGCUGGCCUGUGAGCUGAAGAGCGACAAAGGGCUGAAGCAGUGGAAAUUUGCAUGGUCCAAGUGCCAGGAGACAAAACUGGUCUUUGAGAAGAAGCUAGAAGCUGCCCUGAGAACACGAAGGUCUCUGCUCUCUGAGCGGAAGCCAGGUGAGGGGGAGCACUCCCGGUGUGGUGGUGAGAGCAGCAGGCUGUCUCACAGGAGGCACUCAGAGGGAGCCAUCCCUGGGCUGCUUUCAGACAGGAAUCACAGCGUGUCCCAUUUCUACAGCAGGCCAAACCGUUCUCCUGGGUGGGCCAGGGAAAAAGCUCUCUCACUGUCCCUGAGCAGCUCCGGGGAUGUCAGUGCUGGGGAAGAACUGACCUCCCAAGCUGCUCCCAACAUGAGUCCCCACUUGAGCAGGGUUUCUCUUGGUACAGUGGCCUGCGAGGCUCCACGCGACAUGCCCGAGGACAAGCCAAACCUGGAGAGUAUUUUAGAAAUUCUUGAGGCAAAUUCAUCCUGCUCCACCACGUCCGCCUCCAGGAGGCCACCAUCCAAGAGGACGCUGAAAAAGGCCCAAAGCUUUGAUCUUCCCUGCAGCGAGAGCCUGCGGUCCAGCUGCCAGAGGACUCUGAGCGAGCCGGCCAGCAAACUGCGGCACAUCAUAGACGAGAUGGUGACCACGGAGCGGGAGUACGUGAGGUCUCUGUGUUACACCAUCGAGAGCUACUUCCCCGAGAUGGAGCGCUUGGACCUGCCCCAGGACCUGAGAGGGAAGCGCAGUGUCAUUUUCGGGAACCUGGAGAAGCUCUACGACUUCCACAGCCAGUACUUCCUGCGGGAACUGGAGAGCUGCUGCAACCACCCGCUGCGCGUCAGCCACGGCUUCCUCAGACACAAGGAUCAGUUUGGGAUGUAUGCAUUAUACAGCAAAAACAAACCCAAAUCCGACUCGCUGCUGGCCAGCCAUGGGAACACGUUCUUUAAGUUCAAGCAGGUGCAACUGGGGGAUAAAAUGGAUCUUGCCUCCUACCUGCUGAAACCCAUCCAGCGCAUGAGUAAAUACGCCCUGCUGCUGAAGGACCUGAUCAAGGAGUGCGGCGAGGCCCAGGAGCAGGAGCUGGGCUACCUCCGAGCAGCAGAGGAGAUGGUGAAAUUCCAGCUUCGGCACGGCAACGACCUGCUAGCCAUGGACGCCAUCCGAGAUUGUGAUGUGAACCUCAAGGAGCAGGGGCAGCUGAUGCGGCAGGAUGAGUUCACCAUCUGGCUGGGCCGCAAGAAGUGCCAGAGACACGUCUUCCUGUUUGAGGACCUGAUUCUCUUCAGCAAGCCCAAGAGGAUCGAGGGAGGCUUCGACGUGUACAUCUACAAGCGCUCGUUCAAGACGGCAGAUAUCGGCCUGACGGAGAACACCGGGGACAGCGGCCUGCGCUUUGAGAUCUGGUUCCGACGGCGGAAGUCCAGCGAUACGUACGUCCUCCAGGCCAGCACAGCAGAGACCAAGCAAGUCUGGACCAAGGACAUUGCCAAGAUCCUGUGGCAGCAGGCCACCCGCAAUAAAGAAAUCCGCAGGCAGGAGAUGGUGUCCAUGGGGGUAGGGAACAAGCCGUUUCUCGACAUCACGCCCAGCGAGGCAGCUAUCAACGACCGCGCCAUCGAUUACAUCAUGAAGGGCAGAGGAGCUCGGACAAGGGCCUCCAUCGCGGUGUCUCUGUUUGACCACUCCAACCCCUACAAGAGAGCCCAGACGCCUCUCUCUGCUGGCGCCCCCUCCGCCUACAGCCCUUCGUCCUCCUCCCUGCUCGGGCCCCUCAACCUGCACGUGUACCUGGAGCAGGCCCUGCUGCCGGGCGUGCUGGCCCCCGGCCGCCCCUUCCACGCCGGCGCCUGCAUCGAGGAAGAUGAGCAGGAGCAUGAGACCAGCAGCCAGCCUUCGCUGACGACGGAGAGCUCCGAGUCCUCCCAGUGCCUGUCGGGCAGCGGCUCCGACAGCGGCUGUGUCUCCAGCGUCCCCCAGGAAAGCUUCUGUGACGACGUGGGCUCGCCGGCGUACACGCCGCUGGGCUCCCGGCACAGCACCACGCUCACCUCCCCGCUGGACGAGAACCCCAACUUCGCCAAACGCCAGUACAGGUCUGCGACAGCAGGCCCGGUCACCGUGAGCCCCUCGACAGUUGUGUGAGCCCCUCUGCACAAGUGUUCUGCCUCAAGGCGCAGAGCUGUCUGAUCACUGGUUCCAUUGAACCCACGGAAGAGUCCACGUCUCUGACCGGCACCAGGAGACUGGAGAUGUUCAAGCCCAACCACAGGCUCGUCAAACCAGCCCAGCACGGGCACUUGGCUGGGGAGCGCCCCCAAUUAGUGCCCUGUUAACUAGACGCCACCACGGGCGUGUUGGAGGGGCAGUUAGUCCUUUAUUUAUAAAUGUGUUAACACGUAACGUAGCAAUUUGCAAAGACAGAGUAUUUUGGAAGCUCUGGACUGUACAGAUUUUGUUACUCGUUUUGUUAUAACGUUUAUGGAAGGGCUCGAGGAGGAAACGAACGAGGUAUUUAAUAAAAGUAGCGCCGUUUCCAUUUGGGCUGCGUGCUGCGCCGCAGCGUGAGAUCGGCGGCCUCCCUUUUGUUUUAGAUUGGCUAGUGUAGCGAUAAUUUAUUUCCUUGGCUUAACACUCCUGUUUUAAUCAAACCAGGUUCAUUGUUACGUCAGGUGCUUGCCGUGCUGAGCUGCUCCCUGCCUUAGUACCACUAUGAGCUGUCAGUGUCUCCCACCUCCCCGUUUGACUGCUGGGAAGAUUGACCCCAGAACCCUACAAAACCAGACAUCCCCCUGGGCAGCAGAGUAGUGUUCCCAGGGCAGAUGUGGGGAGGCCCCAGCACAGCAGCGGUGCGAGAGCAGGUCAGAGGCGACGUCAGUGGGAGCCGUCCUGCAGAAGCCAGAUGUGCUCUCCUGGCUCUGCAGCACGCCUGUUGGAGAGAAGAAGGGAACUGUUCAUGCUGUCCAGCUCCAGCUCAGUUGCUGUCUUUGUGGCAGACCUCACAGGCGGCAGCCGGGCCUAAGGGCAUGAGGCGUAAGGGGCAAAGUCAGCAUUGUGGAGAGGCUGUCACAGAAGGAACGGGGGCGUGCCCAGUGUGGCUGGGCGGAAUGGCGGUUUGCUGGCCUGGUCUGCCUUUGCCUUUGUCGUGUGUUCUAGGCCCAUUCAGAUGCCCAGCCCCAGCAUGUGGUGGUGGUAAUCAAAGUAGCACGGACCAGAGCCCCUGUCUGAGCACAGCAGCUACGGAGUGUGUUGAGCCCAGAUUAUUAUGCCACUGAAACAGUCAAGGCCCCAGCUUUAAUGUGGUGUAAUUCCAGUAGAGACACGCAUUUGCCUGUGUGCGAUGUGCCCCUUAGGACAGUUUGAGCUCCUCGGUAAGCGCCGUCAGGGAAGUUUGACUUUACUGACGCCGCAAGGGCUUGUUUGGCUUGGAAUCCUUUCAUUUAACAUGUAGUGGGGGAAAUGCAAACCUGCUGGCUGAGAGCAUGUUUACUUAGGGCUUCUUCAAGUGCUGCAAACCUUUAGCCCCCAGCUUUUGCAACACGUACACACACCUUAAUAAUAGUAGGGAGCAGCCAACUUGGCCUUAAUAAUAGUAGGGAGCAGCCAACUGCUUAACUAGUUUCUCUGCAUAGCUGCUGGUUUGGGUCCAUUCACAGUUCAGUGCUUUCUAGGCUCAGAAACGCUCACCCUCCUGGGCACACAUUUAGCCUUUGCAUAUCAGCCCUGUUCCUUUUCAUUCGGAAAUGUACAUAGGACACUUCUUUGAUGUUCCAUUAAUAAGCUGAUACUUUUUCAGUCUUACUCCUUUUUAGAUGUCAAAAUGGAAGAUGAUUGACAUUUUGGUACAAUAAUGUGUGGUGAACAAUUGGCCAGGGACGAUUUUAGAACCCGGUGUGUAAAAAUCUCUAGCUAAUUCUAAGUUUUGUGCCUCAACACAGUGCUAGCGAAUACCACUAACGAGGGAAAGACUUUACCAACAAACCAAGGGGCACAUGGAACUACCAUUGUGACCAAUUUCUGCAAUUCCUGUUACAGAGGUUUCUGCAUUGCUGGAAGAAUCUUUAGAAAUGUUCAGCUGCCACCUGGUUUUCCAGGAUUUGAUUUCACAGCCUAAUAAAGGUUAUUUUCUUCGUA
Molecule: messenger RNA, 8238 nt
Organism: Caretta caretta (loggerhead turtle)
Lineage: Eukaryota; Metazoa; Chordata; Testudines; Cheloniidae
Gene: PLEKHG4
Product: pleckstrin homology and RhoGEF domain containing G4
Molecular function (GO): guanyl-nucleotide exchange factor activity
Source: RefSeq, a predicted model, not a curated record